AGGAAUGGGUAUAAAAGCGCAGUGAACCCAAUCUCCCUCUCUUUCUCCUAUGUUGCCGUUGCCGCGCUCGUACUCGCUCCCGCUCAUCAGUCCUCUUUCGAUAACGAGACGUGUAAAUUGUAGUUGAGAUCCUAUUAUCCUUGUUGCGAAGAGGAGAUCUAGCAUAUUCUAAGGAAAUUGCAAGUCACAAUGGUACCAGUGGUCGCUUCUUUCGCACAUGGUCUUGUUUGUGCUGGUGAGAGGUUUCUUGCAAGCUCUCAACUACGAGAUCCUGCUGCCAUCUCAGGCUCCAUUCUCUGCUGGUCUUGGAUUAAGCCUCAAGAAGAAGUUAAUAGCUUCCCGGCUGAACCAAUAAUGGCCUUGGCUUCCUGCAAUGAGGCUACAUAUAUCGUUGGAGAGAGAUUUUCACACCCAUAUAAGAAAUGUUUUGUUCCUCUCUCCAACCGACGUGGGAACUCACAAGAGAAUGAUCCGACUCCCUGCUAAUUUCUGGUUCUGAAGAUGGCUGCGCUAUAGUUUGGUCCUUUCUAACAGUAUUUGAUGAUCGAUGGCAAAGGGAAGCAAAACAUUUGUAUGCAUAGUUUCACUGGGCAUAAUUCCCUGUUUACUGAUAUUGUCGUUGGCUAUGGAGGAUCCAAUGCUAUUAUAAUCUCUUCCUCUGUGGAUCGUACUUGUGAGGUGUGGAGCUUAUGGGAAACUAUUAAGAAAUAUCAUAUUUUUAAUCAUUGAUGCAAUUGCUAUGGGUCCCGAGGAACAUGUCCUCAAGGGUGGUGGUAGAGAUGGGAAAAUAUACACCGCUGCGCUCAAUGCUAAAAGCCCAUCCAGCAGUGAUUGUGGACUGCAUAUUCUCGGCUCAUUGUCAAAUCAGAGGAAAAGCACCAGUGAAGCCGAACAAAAAGUCACCGUACUACACAUCGUUGGUGGGAUUUACUGAUUGGAGAAGAGACUUGGACUUGUCCAUACAACCCCACGAUAAGUUCAGAUAUUAUUGUGGCCUAACUAUGAUGGCUGCCAAAAUCGCCUAUGAAUCCGAACCCUUUGUUCAAUCUGUUGUAAAUGAUCGUUGGAAGAUGAAAUUUCUCGGUUUCUUUGAUUUCUGGAAUGACUUUCAGAACAGAGCGACAACUCAAGCCUUCAUGUUUCAGAACACAGCCACAAACGAUCCAAACAUAAUAGUGAUAGCAUUCAGAGGCACCUCCCCAUUCGACACAUACGACUGGCAGGUCGACACUGACUUAUCUUGGUACAAUAUUGAAGGCGUAGGCCACAUCCACAGCGGCUUCAUGAAAGCCCUCGGCCUUCAGAAGGCCACAGGAUGGCCCAAGGAGCUUUCCAAACCCCAACAUGACUUUGCAUAUUACACCCUCCGCCAAAAACUAAGAGAUAUUGUCAAAUCCAACGACAAGGCAAGAUUUAUCAUCACAGGCCAUAGUUUGGGCGGCGCAUUGGCCACCUUAUUUGUCACUAUGUUGAGCUAUCAUGAGGAGAAAACAAUAUUGAAGAAGUUGCAAGGUGUUUACACCUACGGCCAGCCCAGAGUUGGCGACCGACAGUUUGCUGAGUUUAUGGUAAACACUGUCCAAAAUUAUGGCUUCAAAUAUUACAGAUACGUUUACUCGAGUGAUUUGGUGCCUAGAAUUCCUUAUGGUGGCAUCGGUUUCAAAUACAAACACUUCGGUAGAUCUAUCUAUUUCAACAGUUUGUACCAAGGGAGAAUGGUGAAGGAUCAGCCAAACAAGAACUACUUCUCGUUGCAAUGGGUGAUACCCAAGUAUUUAACUGCAUUGUGGGAGGUCAUAAGGAGUUUCAUAACCCCAUUAGUGUGGGGUUUUGAUUACUACGAGAGUUUGAUAAUGAUUGCAGCAAGGAUGGUUGGACUGUUUGUUCCAGGAUUCGCCGCUCAUUUUCCAGUGAAUUAUGUUAACUCAACUCGUUUGGGAAAAUUAAAGGCACCCAAUGAGGUUGAUGACCCAAUUCAUGAAGAUGAUGUCGAAAGCGACGACUAGAACAUAUGGAGAACAUGAUUAUAAGUUAAGAAAGUUUGGAAAGUAACUAAAAUAAAAUAAAAUUAUAAAUUUGGUAUUUGAACUAAGUGUCUUCCAUGUAAAAAAUAUGGAAUAAAAUGUUAUAUUUUUUAAGUUUUAUAUUGGGUUACGAAUUACG
Cucurbita pepo subsp. pepo (vegetable marrow) is the source of this 2163-nucleotide messenger RNA. RefSeq names its product triacylglycerol lipase OBL1. Gene Ontology annotation, molecular function: triacylglycerol lipase activity. Gene Ontology annotation, biological process: lipid metabolic process. NCBI's taxonomy places the organism in Eukaryota, Viridiplantae, Streptophyta, Magnoliopsida, Cucurbitales, Cucurbitaceae. The record is from RefSeq and is a predicted model, not a curated record.